Schistocerca americana (American grasshopper) is the source of this 1563-nucleotide messenger RNA. It is a transcript of the gene smog, whose product is annotated as probable G-protein coupled receptor 158. Gene Ontology annotation, molecular function: G protein-coupled receptor activity. The transcript has 13 exons. Gene Ontology annotation, biological process: G protein-coupled receptor signaling pathway. NCBI's taxonomy places the organism in Eukaryota, Metazoa, Arthropoda, Insecta, Orthoptera, Acrididae. The coding region runs from base 1 to 1563 and encodes 520 amino acids. Gene Ontology annotation, cellular component: membrane. The record is from RefSeq and is a predicted model, not a curated record.
AUGGCGUGCGGGAUGCUGAAACUGACGGAUGACAGAUCGGACGGCGGCCUGGUGUUCCUACCCCUCGAGGUGGCUGCCUGCAACCACAGCCUGGUGCUGCUCCCGGCGGGCAGGACUUGCACUCGCCACCACGCACAGUGCGAACGCGCGUCGGCGGACAACUACACGUGCUGGUGUGUGGGGGCGGGCGACGCUGUGGCGGCUGGAGCGGGGGCGGCGGUCGCCUCCUGGAACUUCCGGCGCGCGGAGCUGGAGGAGGCGCUGCUGCAUGCCACCAACAACCUCACACUGCUCAGGUGUCCCGGGUGCGCCGAGCCAUGGUGCGGCGCUGCUGGCGAGGACGUGGACGCGCCCUGGGGCGCGGUGCGGCACGCUGUGCUCGCCGUCCAGCUGCUCUGCAUGUUCGCCGCCGUCUCGCUCGCCUGGGUCGUCUUCCGGCAGCGCAAGUGCAAGACGAUAGCUGCCGGCAUGUGGACCAUCCUGGAAACCAUACUACUCGGAGAGUUCCUGUUGUACGCCACGGUGCCGGUGCAGCUGCUGGCGCCGUCCGUCGCGCGCUGUCUGCUGGAGGCCUGGCUGCGCGAGAUCGGCUUCGUCGUCUGCUACGGCGCCAUCAUCCUCAAGCUCUACAGGAUCCUGAUCGAGUUCCGGACGCGCAAGGCCCACCGCUGGGUGGUGCGCGACAAGGACCUGCUCAAGUACCUGUCCGGCAUGGUGGUGGUGGCGCACGGCUACAUGGCCGCCUGGACCGCCUCGACGCUCAACUUCCUGGCCGACGGCCACGAGCUGGUGGCCCGGGGGCGCACGCCCGACGGCCGACACUUCCUCACCUGCCGCGCCCUCUGGUGGGACUACGUCACAGAGGCCGGUGAGCUGCUGAUGGUGGCGUUCGGGCUGCACCUGGGCUUCGCGUCUCGCAACGCGGCGUCGCCGUACGAGGAGCGGCGCUGGCUGUGCGCGGCGCUCUGCAUCGAGCUGGUGGGCUCGGCCGCCUACUACGCGGCGCGCGCCGCCCUCUGGAGCCAGCUGGAGCCGCGCGCCUUCCUGCUGCUCAGCCUUGCGCGCUCCCAGCUCACCGGCACCGGCUGUCUGCUCUGCGUCUUCCUGCCCAAGCUGUGGUACGAGCAGCGGCGGUCGGCGAGCCGCGGGCAGUGCCUGGCGCAGGAGCUGUCGGCGCGCCUGCCGCUCGACGCCUUCCGGCCGGUGGACGGCGUCCCCACCGACGCCGACCUGGCCGAGAUCAACCUGGCCGACAUGAACCCCGACGACAUACGGGCGGAACUGAAGCGGCUGUACACGCAGCUGGAGAUCCUGAAGAACAAGACGAUCCGCGCCGACAACCCGCACAUCUCCAAGCGGCGCGGCGGCCGCAAGGUGGCUCACAGGCGCUUCUCCCUGCAGAAGAAGGGAAGUCGCGAGAAGGCCCUGCACCACCGCCAGCAGAGCCAGCAGCAGCAGGACGCCACCGAGACGGAGGUGUCGCGUACGCCCGAGGACUCGGUCUGCAGCAACGAGGGACCCAGCGCCGUCUACGCAGAGCUCGACCGCGACCUCCGGCCCUGA